Kluyveromyces lactis is the source of this 2310-nucleotide messenger RNA. RefSeq lists its product as uncharacterized. The record is from RefSeq and is a predicted model, not a curated record. The transcript has a single exon. NCBI's taxonomy places the organism in Eukaryota, Fungi, Ascomycota, Saccharomycetes, Saccharomycetales, Saccharomycetaceae. Bases 1 to 2310 code for a protein of 769 amino acids.
AUGAAUGAAUCGUCGAGUGAGAAAGGAACUGUAGCUAGCAGUGUGAGUGACGAUUCGGGUGAUAUGUCAGAGGAGCAUAUGAGCAAUUUGAGGAAGAGAGUUAAGAAGGAACCAGUCAAUGCUCUUGAGGUUUCAGAAUCUUUAGGGUAUCAAACGUUUAGAAGAAAGAUGAGGAAAAUAUGGACCAAAGAAGAAGAUGAUCUGCUUAGAAAAUUGGUUAACGAAUCGUUAGUAAAUUUGGGAUAUCCGGAUGGUAUCAAAUCUAUUAAAACAAUUCAGCAAUCUAGUAAUGUUGUCAAAAAAAUUCCCUGGGAUCAGCUUGCCAAGCAAUUCGAAUUGGAUAAUAAGAAAGCGACGGAUGUGAAAAAGAGAUGGACUAGUUCUUUAGAUCCUGUAUUGAAGAAAGGUAAAUGGACACCAGAGGAGGAUGAGCUUCUCUUAAAAUCAUAUGAACACCAUGGUCCGCAAUGGUUUAAGAUUUCCUACGUUUUAGAGAAUAGAACUGAAGACCAAUGCGCGAAGAGGUACAUCGAAGUGCUUGAUCCCAGUACUAAAGACCGACUACGACCUUGGGAUGAGACGGAAGAUCUUCUACUUAUAGCGAAGGUCAAGAAAUAUGGUACGAAAUGGAGGCAAAUAUCGACGGAAAUGGAUGCUAGGCCAAGUUUAACCUGUAGAAAUCGUUGGAGGAAAAUUAUCACUAUGGUUGUUAGAGGCGUUGCAUCUGAAACCAUAAAAAGCGCUGUACAAGCUGGAAACAUGGAUGCAGGUAACGAGAUGACCAGAUUAGGUGAAGAAAACGAAAAGGAAAACAAGACUGAUGAUGACGAAGAUGUUUCACGUCCUAUGUCAACUUCAAAUACGCCACAACCUUCAAUGAAGAGCCCGAGUGGUACUGUAAAGAGAGAAGAAUCGACACCUAUGAUAUUUGACAUGACUAACAGAACUAAUUCUAGUGCGGCAUUGUUGGAUGUCUUGAAAACUGGAAAAAUCAAUGCGAAUGAUGGACAACAACCACACCAAUCUAACGAAAGAUCGACAGCCACCCCAGAUCCAGCUGUUUUAAAUAGCAUAAUAUCGCCUUCACCGCAUUACAACUCUCCACAUCCUUCUAUUUUUGUUGGCAGCAUCAACAAAAAAGAAUCUGCAUUACCAUCACCUAGCACAUUUCUUCCAAUACCCAAUGUCGAAACUAGGAAACAACAACCAGAAACAACAGUUGACUGGAAAUUUAGUCUGAAGGAAUCUUCAGGUCAUACCUUAUCCAACGGUGUUAUAUCAAACGCUGACUUGGUAAAACAGUUAAUAAAUCAUGCCAAGGCCAAUGAUUUGAAAAUAUCAAUUCACCAGCAUAUUCACAACCAUUAUCUGGCUCCCAGACAAAUAUCUCCACCUCCGUUAAUGUUACCACAGCAACAACAAAAUAAACACAUUGGUAAUACUACUUCAAAUUCACAAGAUCUUCCAAAAAUUAGAAGCCCGUCCUUCUCUGACUUCGAAACUGAUUUUCUAUCCAAAACUCCAAACUUCAACAAUUGGGGAUUGGACGAUGAAACUCAAAGUCCAUCGGCUCUCAACGAUAAACUACAACGAUUUUAUCAUCAUCAUCACCAUCAUCAUCAUGAUUCGCUAGAUGAAGCUCAAGAGCAGAACAUAAAACAACAGCAUUUAAUGAACGGGGCUAAUUAUGCACAAAACGGCUUAAGCCAGUUGCCACCAAAUCCUACAAGUUCCACUGCAUCUUAUCCAUCGCCUACAGCUCCAGAAAUCAGAGAAAUAGGGCCAAGUAGGCACUCACAUUUCAAUUAUUUACCACCCACGGUCAAGCCACAGCUUGGAUCCAGUGAAAACGCCAAGACAGUUGAAUUAAGCCGAUUGUUAAAUCCAAGUCCGAAUGGACUUCAUGGACAUAAGAGGAAACAAACAAAGAGAAGAGGUAAAAAUGAAUCCAGAAACUCUAGUGCUGCAGGAUCGACAGGAAAUACACCAGCUGAAGAUUUUGAUCGCAAUGGACCCAAGAAUAAAGUAACCCCAAGCACCGUGUCCUCAAUAUCAAUUAUGGAAGAAGAUGGUAAUGAUUUCUGGGAGAAUCUACGCUCACUGGGAGGUAACAUUGGCAGUGAUGGAAAAAGCUCAGAACGGAAGUCUCCUAGUAUUUCACACAUAAAUGAUCUCUUUCAAAAUACAGAAAAUGCUGCUGAUACACCAACUGGCUACGAUGCCAUCUUUAAAUUUUGCGAGCAGAAGCAAAUGGACGACAAGCAAUCAACCGAAGAAGUUGUAGCUGAAUUCGCCAUCAAUCCAAGCUGA